Molecule: messenger RNA, 9955 nt
Organism: Leptidea sinapis
Lineage: Eukaryota; Metazoa; Arthropoda; Insecta; Lepidoptera; Pieridae
Exons: 12
Coding region: 113-4861 (1582 amino acids)
Source: RefSeq, a predicted model, not a curated record
UUUGUGACUAAAAUAUCUCUCGCGCCCGGUGUUUUCAAUGAUUUCAAUAAUAUUUAAAAAGAUAAUGAAAAUAUGCUUUCAAUGAAAAAAUGUGUGUUUAAGUGCUAAAACUAUGGCUACCAGUAAUUCGGACCCCUUAGAUGAUUUCGAUCUAAGCUUUCUUCAUCCUACAAAUAAUGUAACUGACAGGAAUGAAAAACAGCGCCAAUCACUAGUCCACAUUAAAAAUAAAAUUAUUGCGAGCAACUCUCUAAUACAGAAGUAUUAUGCGCAGAGAAAUAAACUCAAAGAAGCAAAUGAUCUGUUAAUAACAACUAAAGAAGAAUGUAAGCGAGUUUGUAUUGAAUACAAAGCCAAAUUAGAUUGGUGUACAGAGCUGGAGAAAGAUAGGCAGCAGUUGAACGAUAAAAACAAAGAAUUAGAAAACAAAAACAUAUUAUUGAGUAGCCAAGUUGAAGCUUUAAAAUCACAUACACAUCAGCUCCAGUUGCUGGUAAAGGAACAGGAAUUAUCGUUGAAACAGAGUAAUAUAAAAAAUGAACCUGAAAAAAGAAAUAAAUCUAUUGAGAAAAAAGUUUCCUCCCUAGAGAAGGAAAAGGGGAAAUAUUUAAAAGAUAUUCAGUGGAUGAAGAGCAUAAUUCUUGGUCGCAAGAAACUAACUAACUAUCACCGAGAUAUUUUAGUAAAAUAUGAAAGUGGCAACAGUUGCGAGGACAGUUGUGGUUUAUCUGAUGAAAGUAAUUUCAAUGACAGUCCGCUGGGCUCUACACUGUAUUCACCAAACUCUGAAGAGGAUAAUAAUGCAGCUAUUAAGAUGUUGCGUAACUAUGAAAACAACUUUAUGAAAUCAGAUGAGACUGUGAGUGAAGAUACGGGCCGAGCAUCAUCAUUGGCCCUCUCUGAUACUGACAAAACUUAUGAUAGCCCUGAAGACUUUUCAAAGACUCCCUUUGAAAAUAGAAUAUAUGUAGAAACUGCUACUAGUCCCAUUAGGAUUGAGGAUGAGGGUAUAACAUCAGAAAACACACUGGAAGAUGAAAUUGUAACAAAUCCACAACUAUUUGAAGAUGAUUUCAUGCCAGCUAGUCCAAAUAUUUUUGAUGAUGAAGCUUUGCUCAGUGACAAUCCAAUUGCACAAAAAGAUUCAACUAGUAAAAGUCCUCAAUAUUUUAUUAUGGACAUUCCUUUGACUUCUGAAGUUAUUACUAUAAAAGAAAAGAUACAGUUAGCUGAUGCCUGUACAAGUCCAAUUCAUUUAGAGAGAGAUGUUGUUCAUGAAGCAACCAGUCCAAUUAUUUUUGAGCCAGAUGUAGAGACACUUGCUGAUGAUGCACAUAAACCAAAUAAUUCAACAGCGCUCAUGGAACCUUCAAUAGUAAAUUUAUUAAAUGUCACUGAAACACAUCAUAAACAUUCUGUAAAUAAUGUCGAGCUUGAAAUUUCUCAAGAUGCUAUCAAAAAGAAUGUUUGCUUUUUGGAGACUACUAAUAAUAAAAUAUCUAGUGAAGAAAUCAAUAAUGACAAUGAAGUUGCUACAAUUCUAAAUAAUAUGAGAAUGCAACAUGAAUUAAUGUCACCUCUUCCACAGACCAGUCCAACAAUAAAAAUAACUCGUAAAAAUAUAAGCAACUCAACAGUGCAAAAACCGCACAUUUCCGACAGUAAUAUGACAUCCUUGGAUGCUCUAAAUAUAAUGGCAAAUAGUGAGAAUUUCAAUGGUCAACUUCUUACUUAUCUGAAUAAAGAAUUUUCAAGUAUUAAACAUGUUAUUUCAUGUUUAUCUAAGGAAAUAGAACAAUUAAGCCAACUUAAUACCAAUGUUCAGCUUGAUAAUUCUACUCCACAUAAAUCAGUUUUUGAUGAUGAUACAAAUGAUAGUUUAUGUGAUCAUAAUGACUUAAUUGAGCAGGAUCCUGUAAUAUUAAAUGUAGAACAGCUUAGUGAAAGUACCACAAAUAAUUCAAGUAACAUCAUAACAGAAGCUGAGAGUCGAGUUUUAAAUGGUGAAACUGAUAAUUUAACUAAACACAGUUACGCUAUUAAACGAAAAUCUCAACAUGUAUCCAAACAUGGAAAACCUAAUCGAAACAUUCUCUUGAAGCAUAAAAAAGGUAAAAUUAUAAAACAGAGAAACAAAAAGAGUAACGUACUUCAAAGUGGAAAGAGAAACAUUCGUAAUAAAAGUUUACCAAAAAAAAUAAUAACUGACAUAAAUAAUACAAACAAUUUCAAUAAUCUUGAAUUAAUUCAAAACCAUAUUCAAGGUGACAAAGAAUUGUUCUGUUUUGAAAAUGAUGAAGAAAUAGGUUCUGUAAAUAACAUCAAUGAAAAUGUUGGAGGUAGUCCAGAUAAAGAAAGGCGGAGAGCUAAGACUCGAAAGCUAUCAAAACUGGAUAAAUUCAGGAAGAAGUUAUACCCAAUAGUUAAAUAUACUAGGUCUAUUACACCCCCAAGAUUAAGAACAUCGAGGAAAAAAUUACACAAAGUACGAAUAGUGAAAAGGGGUCCUAUGAAACCUGCAGAUAUUCUAAAUAAUAAAGAGGCAUAUGAAAAGGCUGCAAAAGUAAUGGCCCAGAUAAGGAUGAAAGAAAAAUCAAAUUUACAAACACAUAAAACAAUAGAUGAAACAUCUAAGGACAAAGAUAAUGUUGAAGAAAUAGGGUUGUCGGAGAAAUUUGACAAAACUGUCAGUAAUUGUCGUGAUAAUUUAAAAAAACCUAACACGAAUUCUCCAAAGAAAAGAAACACGAAUUCUCCUAAUUUAAUGAAAAGCUGUAAGAAUGUCACUAGAAGUCGUCGAAGUCUUAUAGAACUACAGAAAUUAGGUCCAAUAUCGAACCUUGUGGAUGAUUUAAUGGUUACUGAAGAGGUAAAUGCGGAUAUUUCAUGUGACAAUACUAAUAGAUUUAAACAAAAACAAACAUGCCUAAAGCGUGCCUUGCUAGAUAGUGAUGCGCCAAUUUCCUGUAAAAGGUUGUUACGCUCAACUUCAAAAACAUUAAAAGAGAUUGAUGACGCUACUAAUAGUAAAGUUAUAGAAAAGGAAAAUUUAAAUAUUAAACAGAGUAAACGUAAAGAUUCCUCAAUUGAUUCUAUCAUUGCUGAAAUGGAUACUAAUGAUAGCAAAACACAGCUGGACGAAAAAUACAAAUCAAGGAACUUCCACCAUCCAUCAGACUCGAAACGGAAACAGUCCUUACAGAAAGAUGCACAUCGAACAAAAUCAUGUCAUAACGAAGCAAAUCAAAAGUCUGAAGAAAAGCUAAAAAGGGAGAGCUUCCAAGAAAAGGAAAUUGUUAGUUAUAAUGACAUUGAUAUGUUUAGUACGGAAUCUGAAUUAGAUCAUGUUAGCUGUAAUGAUAAAAUGGAUAACACUGAUUUAAUAAACCAUGAAACACCAAAAAAAUUAGAAAAUCAUACUGAAUCUAGGAGAAUAUUAAGAAGUAGUAUUUCGUCUAAUCAAGGCACUAACAAGACUGACACUACCAUAAUCACUAGAGCAACAGAUCAAAAUGUUAAUGAAGAAAAAAUUAAAUGCUUUCACAAACCUUCCAAUGCCAGAGAAAGUCGAAAUUCAGAAAACAAUGAUAUUGAUGGCAACAUUAUUAAUUUUGAGAAAAGUGUUCUUUGUAAAAUGAUAGAAAAAUAUGCAAGAAAUGUGAUAAAAUACGCACCGAGAAAAAUAUCAGAUAAAGUUAUGAAGCCACUUUACGACAAGUUUGACAAGGUGUUAUUAGAAAUUGUGGAAUUAACCCCUAAGAAAGCCAUAGCUUGGGUAAAAAAAUUCGCAGCAGACAUUGUUGAGCAUUGGACAAAGAAGCAAUUCCUCAUAGUUCUAAUGAACUAUCUUCAAAAUCCCUCACGAAAAUUAGAACUAUUUAGCAAAGUAAAUUUCAAUCCUGGACCACCAAUGACAAAACAAGAAUACUAUAUUUUGAUUUUGUUGAACGAGAUAAACUCGAUCAGACCAAAUUAUAACAUUGUGUCAAAUGUUCUGAAUAACAUUGAGUUUACAUUGUUCCAAUUGAAUAAAAGUCCUGUUUUUGACACUAUAGAGACACUAUCACAUUUCUAUGCAGUGAUAUGCAGGUAUCAUAUUCUAAAGAGACAACUAAGAACAUUUUUGUUAGAUGCUAUGUAUUGUCUCCAAUUCAAAGCAAUACCUCUUAUUAAGCAAUGCUUAAGUGUAUGGAAUCAGAUAUUACCACUGGCACAUAUGAACUAUGCUAAGAGCCCGCUUAUCACCUGUAUUGUGUAUUUGUUACAUUUCUAUAAAUGCAAGGAUCCAUUCAACCGAGUUAGCGAGAUCCGUUACUUGUUACAAAAAAAGCAUUUCUUUACAAUAACAGAUUGGAACGAAGCAAAAAUAUUGGAUAUGUUUUCUAAUGCAAUAACAGAAGUGAAAGAUAAUCCAGCAGAACAGAAAAUGUUACGAAUAGCUUUACUGAUUGUUGCUAAGAGGCUUGGACCAAAAUGGUGCCAGAAGCAUAUAAUUACUGAUAAAUUGUUGCCGCUUAUCGAAAAACAGGGUACAACGAAAAAAGUGAAAAUAUUCUGCAUCAAAUUGCUUGGACCACUCGUAAAGCCAUUUCCAGCGACAAUGAAAGUUCAUUGUGAAAUUAUUGUUAACAGGCUUUGUGAUAUGCUGUAUGAAAAUGGAUCACUUGAGAUAAAAGAGGCGAUCGCGUACAGUUUAAUAUUCAUGAAUAAACACAGUCCAAAUAAAGUGACAGAAGCUCUAAUGUCCUGGCAGCCAACAAAAAUAUCUCUCGAACUUGAAUGCUUAUUAAAGGAUUUUGUGAGGGAGAAACCUUUUCAUGCGUGGAAAAUGAUUGUUAGCAGGGUGCAGAAUAAUUAUUGAGUUGUGUGCAUUUAUUAAGUUAAGUAUUGUAAUGACAGUAACACAUACCAGUUCUAUGUUUUGUUUGUUUUAGUUUUAAAUAUACUUGGGACAUACUUAUGGGCAUCCCUUAUCACUCAACCCAUAUACUACAUUAAAAGAAUUCAGGUCUUGAGCACGUUACUUUGGGACUCAGUAACGCGUCACAUAGAAAUCUUUAUCAAAUUCAAUGAUGAAACAUGCCCUGUGUUCAUUAUCUUCGCUCAGACACUCCUUUCAAAUGGGUACCAUACAUGCUGAGGAUUGUGACUCUUUUGGCCAAUUUUCCUGUUUGCCGCUCUGCACUUCUACCUGUCCUUGCUUUGUGGACACCAUUACUCAAAGGGAUCUCCAUCUUGGUCGAUAUCUGGUUACACCAGCGGCUUGGGCUUCUUCCCCUAGUCCUGGUGCCGUCCAAUUUUCCCAUCACUAAGCAUCUGCCUCCAACAUAUGCUGUAAUACUUUAGUAUUUAUGCACCAGCAGCAUAUGGUGGACAGUCUCGGUUGCAUGGCAACACUCCUGUGAUUCUUCUGGUGUUGCAAGAGAAUGUGGGCAGCGGUGAUGACUUAACACCAGGUCACCUGUAUGUUGUUUGUCCUCUUUUUCCAUAAAAAAACCUUGCUCAGCGAGCAGUCCAGGGAAUUCUAAGCAUACAUAUGCAUACUUUUGGUGGUCUUCACAACAUCAGGUUUGAUGUGAAAUGAAAAUUAACUCCACUAUUUUACUAGACAUGAUUCUGUCUUUUUUGUAUAUAAGUGUGGAGGCCAACGGGGAAGAGGCUUACCUUAUGGGAAGUGGUGAGGCAACCGCCGAUAGACAUCUGCAACACCAGCGGUCUGAACAUGUGGUAACGGCCUUUAAAUUGGGAGUAUGCUCUUAGCUUAAAAGUCCCUAAGUCGUAUCGGUUCGGGAAAUGUGUGUGUCUUGAAAAUAUGAGCGAACAUUUGUUUUGGAUAGCUUAGGGAAACUGUAUAGCAGGAACCAUCUUUAAGUAUGUUCGUAAUUAAUUAUUGUUUUUUAUAUUUUAUCCACUGAACUGGUAUUUUGUUUCGUCAACUAAACUUAAUAAUAUUGAUAUUACUAGUAUCGAUAGUAAAACCCAUAGGCGCCUAAUGAAGGGUGUACACUUUCAAAUACCACAUGCAGUAGCCACUAUUGUUUCAAUAUGUUGUGAUCAUAACCUGACCAAUAAACACGACGGGUUGACGAAAUUGUUUGCAUUGAGAAUGUAGGUAUUAGGGAGUGUAUUGGGUCUACUUUGUUUAGUAUUAAACCAAAGGACAUUUAAAGAGACUAGACCAACAAUAUCUCGCCUGUUUAGCUUUCCCCUUCAACCAAGGUCAAGUGAACUCUACUUACAAAAUGACGUUUGAUGCGCGUUCAGUCAGCAUUCACACACAGAACGUACACACAAAAAUGCCGAAUACUCCGUUUUGUGGUGUAAAAAUCGAGCAGUAAUCAAAGCUCAUUGUAACAUUACUGGUGAAUACAAUUGACUUUGUUUUCUUAAUAAAAGUUAUAAAGUGUAAUAUUACAUAUUAUAAUGCUACAAAAUCUUAAGAGUUGCUGCUUCUGGGCAUUUACACAACAUAAUUACCAUAGAACAUAGUCGUAUAAUAAACAGUUGUAUCAUACCGCUUAUGGCGGGAAGCGAUGUGAUUGGUUAAUAGUGAUCGCGUCAUGGAGGCCACGCCCAUAUCCCAUAAAUGGUUGACGAUGACUUCAUAGUAAUAGUUUAAACAUUGUCGGUCUAUUCUCUUCAAAUGUCUCUAAAUUAAACCUUAAGAUAUAUUUUGUUCAAAUGUAAAUAUUUUAUGCGUAAGUAACUGUAUCAUAUAGCCUUAAGGAUAUGUGGCGAUGAUGUAUUAUUUGUAAGAUUGUUUGUGUACACAGUGAUUGGUGUAGGAUAGAUUUAGUUUGUAACAUAAGUGUGCGUGUUUGUUUCAUGUCACUUGGGCGGAGCCCGCACAAGCUAGUCUUAAAGUGAACUAAAUAAGAUUUUAAACUGUUUGGAGCUGUUAUAUAAUAUGAUUCCUUCAAUACUAGGACACAUGGAAGGUAAAUUAUUACCUUGUGUAAUGUAGAAGUAAGUAAGAAAUGGUUAAGUAGUGCAAUUGUUUAAACUUAAAAGACGUUUUUUCGAAUCGAGGUUUUAAUUAAGAAUACAAUAACACAAUCACAUUGGAAAUACUCACAUUUUAUAAAUAUAUGAAAAGACAAGUUCGUUAUAUACAGAGCUUCGAUUUGACAUUCGACAGGUUGAACACCAGUGAAUGUAUAUUUUUUUUUUCAAAUUCAAAUUUUAGUAUUUUUAUUAAAGGAAUAGAACAGCAUUCCUUGUUUGCAUUUGUUGAUAUGGAAAACAUCGUUAAUUCAGCUACGAUAUAAAUUAAAUUUUACUGUAAAUGAAAACGGUAUCAUUAAUUAUGUGUUUCUUUUUUUUUUUAACUCCUUAAAUAGAACAUUUUAAAAAGUAUGGUUGAUAUACUAAAACUAAUAUAAAUUGAAAAUCCGGCAAUUUAGUUAUUUAGUUAAUUCGAUUAUAGUAUUCUUUGAUUAACACGGGUGUUACACAUAACAAAAAACUUUUUAAAGAAUUAAAAUGCGUGUAAUUGUAAGAAUUGUGUUUUUACAUUAGAUUUUGCGUAAGUUUUAAUUUUAUUAUUAUUUUAGUUAAUCCGACAUUUCGUGACCUUUUCAGAGCGCGUUUUUACACACACAACAGUCACAAGAACACGCGUUAUAAUCCUUUAAAAGUGUUUUAUUUAAUUCUAUUAUUUAACUUACUUUUAGCUAACACGACUGAUUUUUUGUCCAUAGUAAAAAGUGCUAAAAUCUUAACCAAUGAAAGGUAAUUUAAUAUUAUCAUUAAUUUUAAUACUAAGUCUGAACUAGGAAAUUUAUAAACUAAUAUAACAUCGGAUUUGUAGUGUCUAGGUCGUCCCUUUUAAUGAAAAAAUGAUAAAUAUUGGUGAAUUUAUAAUUUUUUACAUGUCUCGUAAAAUUAAUGUUUAGCAAAAGAUUUUUUUCAUCUUUAUGUGUCAGCACCAUAAUUACAUCAACAAUUAUUUAGUUUGUGUUGUAAUGAUAAUAAUGUCAAUGUCAUGUCAGAACUGUCAUAAAUGUCUGUCAUAAAAAUGUUCAUACAAAAAGAAAAUUAGACAGAGUUAUUUUUUUUUAUUUAAAUCAACGCAAGCAUUUUAUAUUACAACUUUCAUAGGGAUGGAGCCUGAUUGUUCACAAAUGCUAAUCGACUUAAUACAUCAGUUCACAAAAAUCCAAUGGACACCUACCACGAAUUAUAUUUUAACCUCGUGAGCCACUUUCUUCUACAUCAUUUUAGUAUUUGAUUGAUACGUGUACUAUGCCAGAUGCCUAGUUAACAACUGUGAAAUUUAGUGAUUACCCACAUUUUCAAAAAUGUAAAGAUUAUGUUCAUUUUGUCUAUACAUAUACAUGCGUACUACAUUGAGUAUAUGUGGAGUUUUUUAUUACCUCCACAGACUAAACUGACUUAUUAUUUUCAUAUUUAAUUAUUUAUCCCCAGUAUGCGAUGUAAGAGAAGUCCAUAUUGGUUGACUCCACCUCCAAUUAAAAGCUUUUGUAAAUUAAUUAAGAAGCAAAUAACUUAAUAAAAAUAAUUAGUGUAAAAUUGUGCAAAAACAGGAUGAAAACCAUCAAUUAAUAUUUGGAAAGAAAAAUAACUUUAGUAGCACAUUCUUACUCUGUUAUUGCUCAUAAUAUUUGGAAGCCAGUAUAUAAAUCAACUUCGUCUUGCUGUAGACUCGUACAGAAAAUACGAUUAAAUAAAUAGUAUGAACAUAGGAGUUAGUUUUCCGUUGUAGAAUCAUGAUAAUUGUCACCUACACAACAAAUACGAUCUUAAUGUAUCAUAUUUUCCCUGAAUCAUUAUAUAAUAAUUCCAAAGCACUUAAAUUCCGUCGUCUCCAAUUUCAUAACGUAAGCAAAGAUUUUUUUUCAUAACUUACUCAUCUAAAAAGUCGUCAGUGUUAAACAAAAUAUAUUUGUUUGUAAUUUUCCAUGCAAUGCAACACCAGAUCUUUCAUUGAUUAAGGCUGGGUUGCAUAAUAUUAGCUGUUAUAGUUAAUGAAAGUAGAAUUUAACUAACUUGUAACUUGACUUUAACAUAUACUCCGGAAUGUGUUGCACCAUCGUAGUUGGCAUAGUUUAAGAGUGAAAUAUCAAGUCAUCAUCGAAUAUUUAUUUGAAACUUUUGACAUGUUUAGACUUUUACCGGCGAAGAUUAUACGGUUUCAGUUAAAAGUUAUGACGUUAUCUAAAAGUUGUCAAAUGGUGCAACACAUUUUUUGCUUGGUAAGGGGCUCCUGUUUCUGCAAUUAGAUUUCUCAGUUGGGUCCAUUUUGCGAGCAGUGUUGGCCAGUCAUUCCAACCAGCCUAGCUCCUUCUAGAAGUUCAGAACACUCCUGAGGUGCUCGCAGUCUUCCUGGAGCGACCUUGUAUUUACUAAGGUUUUUGCCCCUUGGUUGGCCACCCCAGCACAUUCCAGGAUUACAUUACCGUUUCAUCCGCACUUGCUUAGCCGGUACUUUAACAUGUUUGUUAUUGCUAAAGUUCGUUGGUGCAACCCAGCCUUAAUGUAUUUUUUAAAUAUAUACUUUGUAUAAUAAUUAUAAUAGUUACUCUGUGUAGAUUCAUUACAAGUACAAGGCGGAGUCUUUAACAGAUCCGCCCACUUCUCUACCACGUGACAUUAAUUGAAGUUACUGUUUUACAAGUUCGAAAACUGUAUUUAAAUGAUUGCUGUAUCAUUCAAUUACUGUCCUUUUUUACGUAGAUUCUGAGUAAUGCAGUUUCUAGAAGUUGUAGUUACAAAAACGUUAUUAUUCAAUUAUAUUUCGAAAACUUUGGUGUUUUUGGCAAACACUCUUCAUGUGCAAGAAUCUUUCAUAUCUAUGUAUGUUAUUGUUUGACUAGAAUGUAAGAAAACCUACCUAUUUUUUGUUUUUUUUUAUUCCGAAUGGUUUAAGUUCAAAACUGUGAUUUUUGUUUUAUAAGCUUAAUUGGCUAUUGAAUAAAGAUUUUUAUUCAAACAA